Peronospora matthiolae is the source of this 192-nucleotide messenger RNA. Lineage: Eukaryota; Oomycota; Peronosporomycetes; Peronosporales; Peronosporaceae. The record is from the annotation of a GenBank genome assembly.
AUGUUGGGCGACGAUCAGAGUGAUCAUCUCGAACAGCACCUCGCGCUCAUGUUUGUCGAUUGGCGCUUAGACGUUGGCGAUGCCAAAGUCGCCGUCGUGAUUUUCAGCCGUGCUGCUAUCCAGUGCUCCGUCCAGAGCUCAUCAGUUCACGGCAUUAACACGGUGACGGUAGAGCACGGACUAGGGGAAUGA